Messenger RNA from Drosophila mojavensis, 1481 nucleotides. RefSeq lists its product as uncharacterized. Bases 18 to 1370 code for a protein of 450 amino acids. The transcript has a single exon. The record is from RefSeq and is a predicted model, not a curated record. Lineage: Eukaryota; Metazoa; Arthropoda; Insecta; Diptera; Drosophilidae.
AACAAAUUUGUUAAGCAAUGAUUACGUCGACUGAAAUAAUAAACAUUAGUCCAGCUACUACACAUUGCUCGGAGCUUGAAUACUUGAUAGCAUUACAAUCAGAGGAGGCGGGUUCGCAGCUGCGUCGCUCCCAACGUUUACGUGAGAAAAAUUCUACUAAGGAUGCUCUCGAAUGUGCUACAGUUGCAUCAGCUGAAGAUAGAGCUGGCUCGCCUCAGCUCUUUGAGGAAAUAGAUGAAGAAUGUAGCCAACUGGCUCAAAUUCCACCCAACCAUAUAGACACACCAAAAAUUUCUAGCAAAGGAGCGCCAGAAAAAACUCUGGAAUCAGAAUUAAUGAAUAAUGGAUUAGAAAAAACUUCCUUUGGCCGCAUUCGCUCAGCAUCGAGAAAAAGGGAAAGGCGUCCGAAAAAGCGGACUGAGACAGCUCAAGCGGUUACAACACAGAUUGAUCUGGUUCCAGCGUCGGUCAAAAGACGUGGACGCUCUCAAAGGAAGACUAAGGUAGCUCAGACGCUUACAGCACCGCUGUCUGAGCCGGUGCCAGAAAUACUGCCUCUGGACCGCUUUCAACUAAGCUCCCAGCAGCAGAUAGCAAUAUCAAUGCCAGGCAAAUCCAAGUCUAAAUCCGGGACUAAUCGAAAGCAUUCUAAAAGCCAAAUAAAGCCUGUGCAAAGCCUUCAACUCGAACAACAACCAAUUAUGACUUCUAACGCCGGCAAAGAGAGAGAUUCAGCAGGGAUUUUGCAGUCCACGACCACUAAUCCAUUGGCAGCUGUAGCCCCACGCAAGGUUUCCACAGUGGCUACCAAUUCGACUCAAUCUUAUUCAUAUCAGUGUAUGAAUUUGACUCAGACUCUCUUGCCGGAGCGUUACCCAGCUCAUUUUAUCCAUCAGCUACCAUCGGCACCGAAAUAUGCGACUGGAACCAUUCUUUCGGGUGAAUUACAACGUGUCAGCUCCGCAACAAUGGUCGAUGAAUCAAAUAAAAUGUCUGAUUCGAUAUCUGCUGAUAGCGAAAAGCUUUCACCAUCCCCACCGAAUGUUGAAUCGUGGGGCUCAACGACGCCAUCUUUAAGUGAAUCACUAACCGAGGUGUUUGGUACUAGGAAAAUUCGAGAUGCGUUGAAUAUAGCAUUGCCACGCCAGUAUCGAGUGCAGGAAUCUCAGCUGCCCGACAUUGCAUUCAUGCUGGGCGUUAAAGUCGAGCGCCUGCGCAACGUCUUGGAGUUAACUGAGCGCUUGACUCUGGAUGAACUGCAGCAAUCGCGAUAUGAAUCGUAUGACUUGUCUAGCGAAGAGGAGGUGGAGUUAGUAGGAAAGCCAAGUCCAUAUAAACUUACAACAAAAUCUUAUAAAAUUGUAGGUUAAUUUGUAUAUUAUUUUGUCAUUUAUCAUGUGGAGCAUCAGUGACGCAUCCCCAAACGACGUCUUUAGGCUUAAUUUAAAUAAUCAAAUAUGAAAGCAUCAUCUAAAUCCUGA